GGUUCCUCCGUCGCCCGGCAGCGCGCUUUCCCGCUCCUGCUGCAGGCUCUGGUGCCACCGCUGCCUCCGUCUCCACCGCGCACCCGUCGAGCCUCAAGAUGACCAACAUCGUGCUCUUCAGCGGCAGCUCACACCAGGACCUGUCCCAGCGUGUGGCCGACCGCCUGGGCCUGGAGCUGGGCAAGGUGGUCACCAAGAAGUUCAGCAACCAGGAGACCAGCGUGGAGAUUGGUGAAAGUGUGAGAGGCGAAGAUGUUUAUAUCAUCCAGAGUGGCUGUGGAGAGAUCAAUGACAACCUGAUGGAACUUCUCAUCAUGAUCAACGCCUGCAAGAUCGCAUCGUCGUCUAGGGUGACCGCGGUGAUCCCGUGUUUUCCUUACGCCCGCCAAGACAAAAAGGACAGGAGUCGUGCUCCGAUUUCUGCAAAACUUGUGGCCAAUAUGCUGUCAGUCGCUGGCGCAGAUCACAUCAUCACCAUGGACCUGCAUGCCUCUCAGAUCCAGGGGUUCUUUGAUAUUCCCGUGGAUAACUUGUACGCGGAGCCUGCGGUCCUGCAGUGGAUUCGAGAGAACAUCAGCGACUGGAAGAACUGUAUCAUCGUCUCCCCUGACGCAGGCGGGGCCAAAAGGGUCACAUCAAUAGCGGACAGGUUGAAUGUGGAAUUUGCGUUGAUUCACAAAGAGAGGAAGAAGGCGAAUGAAGUGGACCGGAUGGUCCUGGUGGGCGACGUGAAGAACCGUGUGGCCAUCCUCGUGGAUGACAUGGCUGACACAUGUGGCACAAUCUGCCACGCUGCUGACAAGUUGAUCUCGGCUGGAGCCACCAAAGUCUAUGCUAUCCUCACUCAUGGGAUCUUCUCUGGGCCGGCUAUUUCCAGAAUAAAUAGUGCCUCCUUUGAGGCCGUUGUUGUCACAAACACAAUUCCACAAGAGGACAAAAUGAUUCACUGCUCCAAGAUCCAGGUUAUUGACAUUUCGAUGAUCUUGGCCGAGGCGAUCCGCAGGACCCACAAUGGUGAAUCCGUGUCUUACCUGUUCAGCCAUGUCCCGCUAUAAAUCCAGGAUGGGAGCAUGGAGCAAGCCUGCUGGCUUCUGACUAGUGUGUUUGUAUCUGAUUUUGUAGCUUUAGGACUCAGCAAUUAGAACGCAAAAGCAUCAGAUCUUUGUAUCCUCCAAGAUCCACUGUUUCUCCUUCUAUAGCUUGAGAUCAUUUAUUUCCAGUUUGGGGGGAGGGCGGUGGUUAUUUGAUUUGUGAACGGUCAUAAAUCAGAAGUAUUUUUGUCAUCUUGACUUAUUCUGAUAGGUGACUUUUUCCUUUGUCUUGUCAGUAUUUUGAGGUCACAACUUUUGAGUAUAUAAAUGCCAAUGUGGAAGUUCAUAAUUUAUAUAUUUCAGGGUUGCCAAAAGGUGACUCUAGGAUAAAGACUUCUAUGUAGAUAUAUAAUGAUAAUGCCUAUGGACAUUUGGGUAAAACACUGUAUAAAAUGAGUCCUUCUAAGAAAACUUUAGAAAAUUUAUAAUACCGUGAUUUUUUGUUAUUGUUGUUAUUGUGCUUAAUUUGGACCAAAUUUUAUGUAGUUUAAGAUGACCACUCACACAUUUUUGGGUAAACAUUAGACAUCACCUCUUGUCCUGUUGUCUUAUUAUUUUAGGUGACGUUUUUAGCUCUACCUUUUACUUUGCCUUUUUCCCAAUAUUUUCACAUUGUGGAUUUCCACCAAAACAAAACUGCUACGUCUUCUCAAACUGACGUAAAUAAAAAGGUGGAUUUUGGUGAGUUAUACCAAAUGCAUAUUUAAACAGCAUUAGUUUUUAUUUCUAGUGUUCUUUUUCUUUUUGUAAUCAGAAGUGGCAAGUCUAGGCAACUGAUUAAUUCAACUAAAGCCACUAUUUGAAAAAUGUGGGUAAGAAAGGCCUACGAAAAAAGGUCAAAUAAGUAAGCAUUAGUUCCUUCAUUAAAAUAAAAUUCAAAUAGGGGCCCAAGAGUGAACAUGGAGGGGAACACUGCUUUCUCCCCAAGAUGGCCCUAAUAACAUCCCCAGAAGAAGAGAAUUUGCCUGCAUAGAAUGGUAAGCAAGUCUCUCUGCUGAAUCUUAAAACUUGAAGAUCAGAAUAAAUUCUUUAAAUUCUGCAGGUGAAACAGUAAAACCUGCCGAAGUCAUUAACAGGGAGCAGUCUAAGGUUUCGAGCUCCAUCCACUGCAGCAGCGGUGGAAUCCCAGUUAGAAACUGACCUUUUGGUCAUCACAGAAGCGAGCAUUAGUUGUACCUUAAAAUGGUUUUUGAGAUAACAUGAUACAGCCUGAUCAUGAUAAAGCCAGCUAUGCAAUACAGACUGACAAUAUCUAAGAAGAGUUGACUUGAGAUGUGUAAAGAGUUUAUUUAGAUGCUAUGUAAUUUUAAUUUUUGAUAAAUGAGUGAUACCUGUAUUUCUUGGCAUUUCUAUGCAUAGAGAAAUGAAAUGUAGCUAUGAGCACGCAGAAGUAGGCAGCUUGGCAUAAAAGUGCAUGCACGUUGACACAACUAAAACCAGUUGAUUUGAAGGUAAUCAUUUCAUCUAACAUUUCUAAUAAAAGAAUUUCAAAAGAAUGAUAUGAAGAUUUUUUUUAAAAUGUUAGAAAAUCUAUUGUAAUUCUCUGAAUGAAAACUGUUUGUUACAUUAUUUAGUGUCAUGUGUGUGUUUUAAUGUAUUUCUAAUACACUGGUUAACUAAUUAGACUAGACUUAGCCAGACAGAGUGGCAGUGUGGACCUGAGCUAUUUGGUUUCAGUUCAACAUCUCAUCCCUGUACUCAUGCUUUUAUUGCUGCUGGUGUGGAAACUUUGAAGUGAAACCACCGAAGAUGUUAGUCCUGGGCAGCUAAAAUGCAGGCAGACUUGGUGGUCUAGCCAAAAAGAGAAGCCAGAGAAAUGUGAACGUACCAAAGCCACUCAGCCUCCAACUUAAUUUAUACUAAUCAACUUACAGAUAUUCAUGUGAUAACUGUCCUUUGUUAGGUAAGAUGUCAACUGGAUCCAGCAAUUUAUCACUGGCAGUGCUUCUAUUGGUUUAGAAUGUAAGAUUUUAAGAUCUUCCAACACUGUACUAAAACAUUUCAAUAAAGUCCUACUACUACU
This is a messenger RNA of Molossus molossus (Pallas's mastiff bat), 3114 nucleotides long. It is a transcript of the gene PRPS2, whose product is annotated as phosphoribosyl pyrophosphate synthetase 2. The transcript has 7 exons. Bases 99 to 1055 code for a protein of 318 amino acids. Gene Ontology annotation, cellular component: ribose phosphate diphosphokinase complex; cytoplasm. The record is from RefSeq and is a predicted model, not a curated record. Gene Ontology annotation, biological process: 5-phosphoribose 1-diphosphate biosynthetic process; purine nucleotide biosynthetic process; ribonucleoside monophosphate biosynthetic process. Gene Ontology annotation, molecular function: ribose phosphate diphosphokinase activity; magnesium ion binding. NCBI's taxonomy places the organism in Eukaryota, Metazoa, Chordata, Mammalia, Chiroptera, Molossidae.